Ceratitis capitata (Mediterranean fruit fly) is the source of this 1025-nucleotide messenger RNA. RefSeq names its product 40S ribosomal protein SA (gene sta). Gene Ontology annotation, biological process: ribosomal small subunit assembly; cytoplasmic translation. The coding region runs from base 118 to 927 and encodes 269 amino acids. The transcript is spliced from 3 exons. NCBI's taxonomy places the organism in Eukaryota, Metazoa, Arthropoda, Insecta, Diptera, Tephritidae. Gene Ontology annotation, cellular component: ribosome; cytosolic small ribosomal subunit; 90S preribosome. Gene Ontology annotation, molecular function: structural constituent of ribosome. The record is from RefSeq and is a predicted model, not a curated record.
UCUAUUACAAUCGGUUAUCGAGUCCGGCGCAGCACUUCGAAAGAAGAGUGACACUCUGCCAUUUUGUCAACGCUCCCAGUGGCAUCCACAACGUUCCGUAACUCAUAAUACGUUAAAAUGUCGGGAGGAUUAGAUAUAUUAUCUCUCAAAGAGGAUGACAUUACUAAAAUGUUGGUGGCUACCACCCAUUUGGGUUCUGAAAACGUCAACUUCCAAAUGGAACAGUACGUUUAUAAGCGCCGUUCUGAUGGUGUAAACAUCAUAAACCUUGGCAAGACCUGGGAAAAAUUGAUGUUGGCUGCCCGUGCCAUCGCCGCUAUUGAGUACCCACAAGACGUCUUCGUCAUUUCGUCGCGUCCAAUCGGUCAACGUGCUGUACUUAAAUUCGCCAAAUACACCGAUACAACACCCAUUGCUGGCCGUUUCACACCUGGUGCAUUCACCAAUCAAAUUCAACCAGCUUUCCGUGAACCACGUCUAUUGGUUGUAACUGAUCCAAAUACCGAUCAUCAACCCAUCAUGGAAGCUUCUUAUGUCAACAUCCCCGUUAUUGCUUUCUGCAAUACUGAUUCACCUUUGCGUUACAUCGAUAUUGCCAUUCCAUGCAAUAACAAAUCUCCUCAUUCCAUUGGUUUGAUGUGGUGGUUGUUGUCUCGUGAAGUGCUCCGUCUACGCGGAACCAUCUCGCGCGUCAGUGAAUGGCCCGUGGUUGUCGAUUUGUUCUUCUACCGCGAUCCCGAGGAGGCUGAAAAGGAAGAAGCUGCUGCCAAGGAAUUGCUGCCCCCACCUAAAGUGGAAGAACCUGAGGUUGUUGUUGAGGAAGCUACCAACUGGGCCGAUGAAGUUGCUGCUGAAACUGUUGCCGGUGCCGAAGAUUGGAAUGAAGAUGCUGUUAAGACCUCAUGGGGUGGAGAUGGCAAUUUCUAAGCGCUUGUAUACGCUAUCUAUAGAGUAUUUUCUGUUAUGUUAAUACUCUAGGCGGUGGCCAAAUGACCGAAAUAAAGUAAUUUUUAUUGGUACGAAAA